Hypanus sabinus (Atlantic stingray) is the source of this 1392-nucleotide messenger RNA. RefSeq lists its product as uncharacterized. The transcript has 7 exons. NCBI's taxonomy places the organism in Eukaryota, Metazoa, Chordata, Chondrichthyes, Myliobatiformes, Dasyatidae. Bases 214 to 1392 code for a protein of 392 amino acids. The record is from RefSeq and is a predicted model, not a curated record.
CAGUGAUUUACUGACAACGUUCACAAGGUUCCCAACGGUUCCUCUGAUUGACAGCUCGCUCUUUCCCGCCUCCCGGGCUGCUGUCUCACGGUCACGUGACAAGGCGGGUAUUUCCCUUCCCUCUGAGCGCGUUGACGUCACAGAUAGUGGUGCUUCUUCACCGACGUCGUUUCCCCGGCAACGGUCGGACUGGGGCUGAAUUUUUCUUGAACAAUGGAGAGUCAUUUGAGAGACGGGGCCUUCCUGGAACACACUCCUCCAGAGAGAUCCCGACUGUGUCCUGGCCGAGCAGUCAAUGUUUAUGUGUCAAGUGAAUUGAUUAUUUUGACUUGUACACCAUCUAACGACCUGCAUCCGAUUUCAAGCCAUCUGCUGUACAAAGUCGGAGAAGUGAUAUCAGUAAAUAGCCGAUACUAUUCAUUGCAAAGUCAUCCGACUUAUAUCAUCACAAACACAGGGACCGACAUAAAUGACUACUACUGGGUUUACUCGCGCUCAAUGUUUGGAAGAAUUGUAAUGUCCAAGCAAACUGAAACAGUGCGAAUAAAGGUCGUGGUGGUCGUGAGGGCCCAGGGAGAAAAUGAUCUAGGUCGUCCAGAGAAACCUCUACUGUCCCCUGAACUGGAGGAAAAAGUUUAUGUGUCAGGAGAAAGGGUCACUUUUACCUGUACAUCAUCAGAGUGUCGAGAUAUCAUCAGAUUUCUCCUCUACGAAGGAGUGCAAUUUGUAACACAGAAGCUCACGGACACUUCUGGGCAAGACAGCGCCAUGUUUACGAUCACCGAACCAUUGGUUGGCUCGAAAUCUUAUACCUGUACUUACACUUGCAAUGUGAAUGGUACAAUUGUAGAAUCGAAUAAAAGUACACCAGUGCAGAUAAACAUAGUAGCUCGGCCACAAAAACCUCAAAUAUCAUGUGACCAAAAGGAGAAGGUCUAUGCGUCUGAUGAGUCGGUUAUAUUUACUUGUUGGACAACUGAUCGGACAUAUUCCGCUGACACCUUUUACCUGUACAAUGACCGUCAACCAGUAAGUCAAAGGCAGUCACAGCAAAACAGCGCAACGUUCACCAUCACAAACCGACGAGUUGCUCCGAGGGAUUACUACUGUGAUUACACGUGCAGGGUGUACGGUAGAAGAAUAUCGUCAGGAUAUAGCAGCAGAAUAAAGAUAACGUUCGUGGAUCUGCCCAGACCAAACAUAUCACAAGUCCCCAGUCAUGUUUCUGAAGGUGAAGACGUUACGUUUAACUGCACAUCCACGAAAAACACCUCGGUCAAUACAUUCAACUUAUACAAGAACAGCGUUCAGUUGAAUGACUCGGUUCCCCAGAGUGCAGAUGCACAGAACAAAUCAGAAACAGUGGAAAUUACACAUGUGUCUAUAGAUUAA